AAUUGCAAAGGAAAAACAGAUUGGUCAUCUUCUCAUCGGACAUCUUGCUAGAUUCUUUGCACUCUUGUUGAAAUCUUCAAUUCGUCGAGCAUGCUAUACGCUACGAAUUUUCUAUGUCCUACUCCGUAGGCUAGGACGCAUGUGUAUUUGCCUCGACCAUGAUACCUCCUCUACUAGAAUCUGACUUCAAGAAGAGUUGCGCCCUGCAAUAUGUUCGAGCGGCCUGCCUACGAUCCAUACACUCCAGACAGAUAUCCACCGGCCUGGUGACCGACCACAUAUUACGCUUGCAGUACCAGUGGACAUUGCAUCUCCGCAGCAUCCAUUGCACCUGACGCCACCUUCACACCCCAAUUCCAGAAACGACUUUAGCAUAGGGACUGUAGAUGAUAUUCCAGUUUCAAAUGCCAGCUUUGACAGUGGACCACCUCAAAUCGUCCUAGAAAUGAACACAACAGGCGAGCCGCAAUUUGUAUUCUCGGGACACGCCGCUGCGCUAUCCGAGCGCAUCAUCAAACUAGUACCAAUCAUACCGACCGACGUCAAACGCUAUCAUAGAAACAUGAAAAUGCAAUGGGCUGAACCGAAUCGCUUCGUCCUCACUCCUAAAGACAACAAGGAGGUGCAACGUGGGUGGCGCGACUUUGUGCACCCGGAAGGUCCCAGAGUUUAUUAUCACCACGAGACAAGAGUUUUUACGGAUGCAGACAUGCGCCUAGGCAAGAUGGAAUCGAAGCGUCUCCUGGGGAUGGCUAAAGCCCUCAAGGAUUAUGCAAAGAGUCAAUCAGACGUACAGGCCAGGAUCGGUGAUGGAACGGAAUUGGUGCUCGAGCUUUACAACGAAAAAGGUCGUACUAGCAUCAUCGAGUCUUGUGGCUACUAUUUUGUCGAUCACGUGAAGAGGGUGAUAUUUUGGGCCCAUUCAUAUACUUGCGAACCACAUGUGUAUUCAUUGGAAUCGCAAUACUGGUAUCACUGCGAGCUUUAUCCUCACAACCGAUACCUUCCGAGACAAGUCUUUGAAGAGCUGAGGGAAAUCAUUGUUCAUGCAAACGCAGCAACCACCACCUCGGAUACAUCACUGGCCCCUUUUGAUGGCAAUGAACUAGCGAAGAUUCUGGAUCUAAUAGACCGUAUUGAGGGCAGCAUCGAUAAAAUGCAUGCUUAUUCUGUAUUUGUUGUAGCUCGGUUCAUGAGAUUGUUCACCAAAGUCAAAUACACAAACUUCUGCGGACAACCUGCCUGGGGCGUUGACGCCGAAAGAUCCAUCUAUUACAAAGAGGGCCACGAGCGCGAAACACUCAUCUUCAGGCUCUUAAACCUAAUCCUUUGGUGUGGGCCACGUAAACACUAUAAGCGUAUAAGGAGAGUAUGGGUGGACGAGAUCAUCAAUGCCCCGCGCUGGAAAGACUUUAUCAUCCAACUAGAUAACGAGUGGCUGGGAUUCACGCUCUAUUCCACUGUUAUGCUGGCUGUUGAUCUCUUUGCUCUGCAAGUUCGCUUUUGGUUGCUGUGCUACUUGUCGACCAAAGCAAAGACUAUCGGACUGCCGAGGACGGGGCUUUAUACAUGUCCCUGAUGGCCGCAAUUCCUGGAAUUGAAAACUUAGCAUUGAUGCAUAGCUUGCCGUAUGCACUCCUUGUAUGGGCGAUGGUAUUCUUCGGCCUCGCAUCGUCUAUCCUCAUUUUCGAUACCAAUGACGUUGUAACGCUCGCGACGAUGAUCCCUGGAUGGACAAUAGUCUUGAUACUCACGUUGUGGCCUAC
Molecule: messenger RNA, 1766 nt
Organism: Suillus fuscotomentosus
Lineage: Eukaryota; Fungi; Basidiomycota; Agaricomycetes; Boletales; Suillaceae
Exons: 14
Coding region: 446-1579 (377 amino acids)
Source: RefSeq, a predicted model, not a curated record